GGACGGGUAGCAGGGACUGACAGAACACCGGGCUGAGUUGUGGACGGGUAGCAGGGACUGACAGAACACCGGGCUGAGUUGUGGACGGGUAGCAGGGACUGACAGAACACUGGGUAGCAGGGACUGACAGAACACCGGGCUGAGUUGUGGACGGGUAGCAGGGACUGACAGAACAGCGGGGCUGAGUUGUGGACGGGUAGCAGGGACUGACAGAACACCGGGCUGAGUUGUGGACGGGUAGCAGGGGCUGACAGAACACUGGGGCUGAGUUGUAGUAGAGUUGGCGCUGCUGCUGAAGGAGUCCGUCCCAGACACAAACCCCCUCCCACAUGCAACUAAAUACAGAAAGACUCCAUGUUGCACGGACAUACUUGGGCCAGCAGAUGUGAACUGUCUCCUAAAGUGUAUACCUACUUUCCACAGCGAGCAACUUGAGUGCACUUGCUGCAUGUUUUGGAUUAAAACCAUCGCGUUUGCAGCGCUGUUGUCCCGGACAGGCCUCGUGUUUCUGGAUCUGAGCUCCGGGGCUGAAGCCGCCAAACCCCCAGCUGCUGGUUCACUUUAGUUUAUAAUCAGUCAGGCGUCGGGUUAAAAUCUUCUUUUUUUGACACGCACAAGGUGCCGUUGUUGUAGACCGAAACUUGUCUGUAAAGCGAUGAUAUUUCUCGGAAAGCCAUAGAUGACAGCCGCUCGCGGGCCUUGCCCUGAGCACCGAGCUUGCCUGGUGCGCGCUGCCGCCGCAACAGUCGCCCUCCUCGGACACUUCGGUCUCGGCUUCGCGGUCGACGCUCUGCUAGCUCUGCUAGCUCUGCGCUAACUAGCACACGGACCCGAGCUGCGCUGAACAAAACAACAAAACAGGACUAAAGCACCCGUCCCAAAUGGACCACAUGUCCAUAAUAACUCAAGUCUCCAAUCCUAAGGAGGAGGAGAUAAUAUCCUUUAACCAGGAAAAAGCCUCCCAGUCAAACGGCAGUCUGAAGAAGCAGAGGAGCCGGGGCAUAUUCAGCACAUUCUUCUGCUGCUUCCGCAACUACAAUGUGGAACCACCAGCCUCCAACGCCAACACCAGCCCCCUGCCUCCACCUGCCGAAGAGAACGGCUCGCCUCCCAAGUGUGACCAGGUCGAGGUCAUCCCUGUCCCUUGUCCACCAGCCAAAUACCUCCUACCAGAGAUGAACAUUUCUGACUGUGGUAAAAAGUGUGUGGUUAUUGACUUGGAUGAAACACUUGUGCACAGCUCAUUCAAGCCCAUCAGCAAUGCUGACUUCAUCGUACCGGUGGAGAUUGAUGGUACCGUUCAUCAGGUGUAUGUGCUGAAGAGACCACACGUGGAUGAGUUUCUGCAGAAGAUGGGGGAAUUAUUUGAAUGUGUGCUCUUCACAGCCAGCCUCGCCAAGUACGCAGACCCGGUGGCCGACCUGCUGGACCAGUGGGACGUGUUCCGGGCUCGGCUCUUCAGAGAGUCCUGCGUGUUUCACAGAGGGAACUACGUCAAAGACCUGAGCCGGCUGGGGCGAGAGCUCAGCAACGUCAUCAUCGUGGACAACUCACCUGCCUCUUACAUCUUCCAUCCAGAAAAUGCUGUUCCAGUUCAGUCCUGGUUUGACGACAUGAAUGACACAGAACUCCUGGACCUGCUGCCUUUCUUUGAGGGACUUAGCAAAGAAGACGAGGUGUACGGAGUCCUGCAGAACCUCCGGAGCAGGUAGCAGGACGGGCCGCUGCAGCGCCGGCCCGGCUCUCCCCUUCCCUCCAGCACCGUAUCAGACUCGGCCAGGUCUCCUGCAGGUCUCCUGCAGGUCUCCUGCAGGCCCCCCUGGUCCCUGGUCCGAGGGGACGGCCCGGAGUCUCACUGUGGAAACCUUCAUGUAACUGUGUCUUUAGCUCUCUGCUCCUGGGACCGGCUGCCUUCCGAGUGCCAUCGCAAAAACCCCAACCUUUUUAGGAUCCCAGGACCACAGAAAGACUGCAGAGAGUCCUCAGCUCAUCUGCUGGGGACAAGAAUACUAAGAGGACUGAACUCUGGUCUUUAUUUUCAAAUAGCAAAAGUUUUACUAUUUGGUGAAGUGCAAAUUUUAAAACCAAAAGGAGAAUAAAAAACAAAAAAACUCCGGGACUUCUGUUGUGAUGCCACAGAAAGCUCUAGAAGAGAUUUAGUUCUCAUGUUGUUGCUAUGCAGGCAGUUUGUGGAAGUAGGAAGGACUGUGACUCUUUUCUUACCAAACGAAGUGCCUUGUGUGAAUGUAGUUUAUACGGGGAGUUACUUUGUACUCCAGAGUAUUUCCAGAGUACUUCGCUCUUUUCACAAACGAUAUGCUUUAAAGUGGACACGGAAGUAUCCUUUAUAUAAAGUUUUACUUUUGUGGUCAUCAAA
Messenger RNA from Cololabis saira (Pacific saury), 2377 nucleotides. Its product is annotated as CTD small phosphatase-like protein. The transcript has 8 exons. Lineage: Eukaryota; Metazoa; Chordata; Actinopteri; Beloniformes; Belonidae. Gene Ontology annotation, molecular function: RNA polymerase II CTD heptapeptide repeat phosphatase activity. Bases 882 to 1712 code for a protein of 276 amino acids. The record is from RefSeq and is a predicted model, not a curated record.